AUGAAAAAUUACAAACUGAAAUUAAAAGAAAAUGAUGAUUUUGUAUAAAUCUACUUUGAUGCUUUUUCUAAAGCAAUUUAAGGAUAAUAAAAUGAGAACUUUUAAAGAAAUCAUUAGAAAGUACAUGAUAGUUUCACUCUUUUUGAAGAUUUAUCAAUAAUAUUGAAAUUGUAUAGUCUUCCUAAAGUUUCUCAAAAAAAGGGAUUUUAAGAUAUAAGUAUUAUUUUAAAACGAACUUAUAUAAGUAUACGAAAUAGGUAUUAAUUAAAUUAAAUCAAGAUAUCAAUAGUAUUUAUAACAUCUAAAAAACUAAGACUUUGAAAAGAUCUAUUAAUUUUUAUAGAAAUAUGGCAUUGAUGGUUAACUCAAUUUUUAUCUUGAAAAUGGUAAUUGUUGGAAAUUGAAGGAUAUAUCAGCUAUUUUAGCAUCUCCAAUAUAUUAUUUAAUUGAAACUCCAAUUAAGGAAAUCAAAGAAAAUAUGUAACCUUAAAAAUAUAUAUCUAAUUUAAAAAUAGAAAAUAAAGAGGAAUAACAACCAAUUGAACCUUAGGUUUAAAAGAAAAUAAAGUUUUAAUUUUCAGCUAAGUAUUCUAUUAAUUAAAAUUAGUUCAAAAUAUGAUAAAUCAAAUAAAAAAUAAUAUUCAUUUUAAUCUGAAUAAACUAAUUUAAAUAUAGAAUAAAAAUAAACAGUUGAAGAAUUAAAAUAUACUUUAAAAUUAUUGUCCAAUUUUUUAAAUGUCUCAUAUAAAGAUCUUGUUUAAAAAAUGUAUUAAUGUUCAGGAGAUCUUAAUACUCUUUUUAGAGUAUUUUCUAAUAAUUAAGAAAGUUUACUUUGGACUAGAGAAGCUGAUGAAGCAUUAAAAUCAUAUUUAGAGUAGAAUGACAAUUUAGAAAAAUAAAAAUUAAAGGCAAUUUUAAAUGGAGAAGAAUAAAUACAAAAAAGAAAAGAAUGGUUAUUUGGAUGA
Paramecium pentaurelia is the source of this 965-nucleotide messenger RNA. The record is from the annotation of a GenBank genome assembly. NCBI's taxonomy places the organism in Eukaryota, Ciliophora, Oligohymenophorea, Peniculida, Parameciidae.